AUGAGCCAACGUAGUAAAAUGUUAGUUCAACUAGCUCAAAAUAAUUUAAAGGAUGUAUAUGAAUUUCAUAAUUCAGAAGAUGAAAAUAAUACAGGCUCUUUGACGACUGAGAUAUUAAAUAAAUUACCAAUCGAAGAUCAGGAAACCAAAGUGUAUCAUUAUCUAAAAAAUGUUCAAUUGGGAGCUCCUGGUCAAAAAACCAAUAAUGCGAAUUCUAAAGAAGGUCAAGAACAGAGCCUUAGUGUACAAAUCCCGUUACAGUUAUGUGAAAGUGAAGAAUUUUGCUCUGAAAAACAAAUAUUAGGAGAAUAUCAAAACUUUAGUUUGCAAAAUAAUAAUUUAAAUAUGCCUAAAAUCAAAGUUCUACAAAAUAUACCAAUUACAAAAUGUUUAGAAAGAUCAAGCGAAAUACCUAUUGAUCUUUUUCAAGGUGACAAUACUCAGAUAUUAAAAGCAAAAUUUAGUAUUAAAACAGACUAUUCUCCAAAUAUAAAGAGUCCAGCUUUUAUAGAUAAUAAUAAUAAAACCGACACAUCAAGUAGCAUUUUUAGUGAUGCUACAGAAAGUAGUUACUAUCCUGAUUCAUUUGCAUCCAGUUAUUCUCCUCAGGAAAAAUUGUCGAAAGUAGGUACUCCGAAAAAUGAAGACAUUUUUUUGAAGACAAUAGUUGAAACAAAGAAAGAAUUAAGUAUACCUGAAACUGCCUGUUUGCCUUUACAAAAUAAUUUUAAUAAAAAAUAUUGCAAUAACGGAAAAGCAUUUUGUCCAUUUUGUUAUGAAGAAGUAGGUCAUUUUGCGCGCCACCUCUUGAGAAAACAUUUGGAAGAGGAAGCUGUUAAAGCUAUUUCCAAAUUACCAGCGCAAAGUAUGGAUAGAAGGCUAUCAAUUUUGUCUUUAAGAAAAAGGGGAAAUUUUAUAAUAAACCAAGAAACAGACAAAAACUUUAAGCCAGUGAGGAAUCCAGAAAAAAAUUUGAACAGAAAUAAAGAAAAUAACUUUGAUCGUAAAAAUUACGUUCCAUGUGUUUAUUGCUUAGGUUAUUACAAAAAAAGUUAUCUCUGGAGACAUAAGAAACAAUACAAAUCUAAAAAUGAAUGUGUUGAGACAAAUUCAAAAAUUCAACAUUUAAGUGAUGCUCAAACUUUCUUGAUAUGUACUGGUUUAUUAGGAAACUUUUUGGAAAAAAGUCGGCUAAAACAGGAAGUUUUAAAUAUAAUGAGACCGGAUGAUAUUAGUUUUACAGCUAAGCAGGAUCCGUUAAUAUGUUUUUAUGGAGAAUCCUUAUUAAAUAAACAUAAGAGAAAGCAAAUGAAUGUAGUGGUUUCUUCUAAGAUGCGCGAAAUGGGAAGAUUUAAACUUGCCUUGCAAAAAUCAGGCACAAUAUCUACGCUAAUAGAGGCAUUGAAACCGGAAAUGUACAAUCACAUUGUUGCCGCAGCUAAACUUAUAUCUGGUUAUAACCCACUUAACAAAACUUUUAAAUCAUCUUCUCUGGCUCUUCACUUAGGAACAAGUCUAAAAUUUUUAUGUGAUGUUGCCAGAAAAGCUAUAGUAGUUAAAGAGCCUUUGUUUUUAAUAGAAGAUACUGCAUUACGGACAGAAAAGCAAAAAGAAAUAUUAGAACUUCGUGAAAUGAUUGCAACUCACUGGUGUAAUGAUAUAUCUAGUUUAGCCAAUAAGGUAUUGAACCAAGCAAAGUGGGAAAAACCAAAGUUACUACCCGUAACAGAAGAUAUAAUUAUAUUUAAAAAUUACGUAAUGGCAAUUGCAAAUAAGUCAUACCAGAACCUUGUGGAAAAUUCUAAUAGUAUACAAAACUUCAAGUUAUUAGCGGAAUGUACUUUAUGUAUAGUACUGGUGUUUAAUAGGAAAAGGGUGGGAGAAGUUCAGUAUUUAAGUAUUGAAAGUUACGAAAGAAACGUCUCAUCUGCAAUUCAAGAAGAAAGCCAAAAAGCUCUUUCAGAGUUUGAAAAGACAAUGUGCUCCUAUUUUAAAAGAGUGGUUGUGUCUGGAAAAGGAAGUAAACCGGUCCCAAUAUUGUUAACAAAACAGAUGCAAACUUUUAUUGAUCUUCUGCUUAAAAUACGGAGGACAACAGAAAUCAUUCCAAAAACGAAUAAAUAUGUUUUUGCUUAUCCUGGCUCAAACGAUAGAUGGAUAAGUGCUGCACCUCUUUUAAGAAAAUUUUCACAGAAAUGUGGUGCAAAAAAUCCAGAACUGUUAACAAGUACCAGGUUCCGAAAACAAAUAGCAACCAUUUUACAGUUAACCAGUUUUGAAAAUGAUGAAAUGGAUCAAAUUGCUCGAUUUAUGGGCCACACCCAAAAAACCCAUUUAGAAUUUUAUAGGUUAACAGAAGACGUAUAUCAAACAGCUAAAGUGGCAAAAGUUCUUUUACUUUUGAAUGCUGGAAAAGGAAGCGAGCUUAAGGGAAAGAAUUUAAAAGAAAUAGAAAUUACAAAAGAUAUUUUACUUUUGGAAGAAAAUAAAGAAAACGAUUUAAACAAUAAAAAUAAACAAAAUACUGAAAACGAGGUCGAAGCAGAAGUGAUAAAUGUAGAUAAAUCUAAUCAAACGGGUAAAAUUUAUGAAAUAAAAAAAAAAUUACAAAAAUGUUACAAACGACAAAGGGAGAAUACUGACCUUAUUACUGAGAAUGAGCCUUUGCAUAAAAAAAUAUCUCGCGAAAAAUGGACAGAAAAAAACAAAAAACUUGUGUUAACUUUUUUUGCUACACAUGUAAUAAACAAAAAGGCGCCAAAAAAACAGGAAUGUAUGGCUUUCAUAAAUUUAAAUUUAAAUUUAUUUGAAGAAAAGGACUGGAUCAGAAUUAAAACUUUAGUUUAUAACACCUAUCGUUUAAAAUAA
Molecule: messenger RNA, 2868 nt
Organism: Diabrotica balteata
Lineage: Eukaryota; Metazoa; Arthropoda; Insecta; Coleoptera; Chrysomelidae
Source: the annotation of a GenBank genome assembly